Messenger RNA from Anopheles stephensi (Asian malaria mosquito), 1731 nucleotides. It is a transcript of the gene SPARC, whose product is annotated as SPARC. Gene Ontology annotation, molecular function: protein binding; extracellular matrix binding; collagen binding. The record is from RefSeq and is a predicted model, not a curated record. NCBI's taxonomy places the organism in Eukaryota, Metazoa, Arthropoda, Insecta, Diptera, Culicidae. Gene Ontology annotation, biological process: anatomical structure development. The transcript has 2 exons. The coding region runs from base 267 to 1259 and encodes 330 amino acids.
GCUGUCGCGUCCCGAGUUAGUCUGGUGGUAGCGAUCGAGCAGAUCGGACGCAGUUCGCUGGUUCUAACGGCUUCUAGCUGUGUGUGUGAGAGAGAGUGCGUGUGUGCUCGUAUGUGAUCUGUGUUGUUGUUUAGUGAACAGCAGUAGUAGCCUUCACCGAGAGAUCCUUAGCAACAAACGUCUUCUCCCCUCCAGAGAAAAAGCUUCAAAGUAAGUGAAGAGUCGGCUGGCAGUAGUCUGCCCAUAGCGUACACGGCGUCGGCGGGAUGGCGAAGAUGCAGUUGGUGCGGCUGGGCGUUGCGCUGAUAGCCGUGGUGGCGUGUCUACUGUCCGCGCCACCAGCACACGCGGACGAAUUUAUGGACGAGCUGCUGAACGAGUUCGAUGACGAAGACGAGGCACUGCUGCGACACAUCGAGGCGAAACACGUAAGCCAAGACUACGAGCAGGAGGAUCAGAUGGCGCGCGAACUGGCGGCCCGUAUUGCGGCCGAACACUAUGGUCACCAGGGGCAGGAAGAGGAGGAUGCCGUGCUGGAUGGCCGUGCACCGCGUCUUAUCGAUCCGUGCAAGGGCGUCCGGUGCGGUGCCGGGCGUGUGUGCAAGGCAAACAUUGCGGAACAGCGUGGUGAGUGCGUAUGCAUCCCGGAAUGUCCGAGCGAAACCGAUCCGCGGCGCAAGGUAUGCACCAACCGGAACGAAACCUGGGACUCAGCCUGUGAGGUACAUCGUCAGCGGUGUCUGUGCAACACGGGCGAUGCGGGCUGCCGGCACGAGGAGCUGCGCCACGUGCACAUCGACUACUACGGCACCUGCCGCGAGAUGCCCGAGUGCAGCGAGAACGAUCUGGCCGACUUCCCGCGCCGUAUGCGCGACUGGCUGUUCAACGUGAUGCACGAUCUGGCGGUGCGCAACGAGCUGCCGGAAGCGUACAUGGAGCUGGAGCACGAGGCCGAAACGAACAUGACCAAGCGCUGGACGAAUGCGGCGAUCUGGAAGUGGUGCGAGCUGGACGGACAUCCGCACGACAACACCGUGUCCCGGCAUGAGCUGUUCCCGAUCCGGGCACCGCUGUUCGCGCUGGAGCACUGUAUCGCACCGUUCCUGGAGAGUUGCGACCCGAACCGGGACCAUCGCAUCUCGCUGCAGGAGUGGGGCAAGUGUUUGGAGCUGGAGGAGGACGAUCUGACCGCACGCUGUGCGGAGAUCUCCAAGGAGGACGAACUCAACACGUCCGACCUGCACGAUGCGUUCGUCUAGUGCAGCUCUGCACCGAACGCUUUCUGUCCUCCACCCCUUAUUCCCUAACACCCCUGGCACGUCCAAUAGCGGAUGGGCCUCGAAUCCACAAUGGAUGCGUUUAGGUGGUAUGGCACUACUAGAGUCAUUGGUGAGGGUACCCAUUAUAUAGCAAUUUUUUUCCGCUGCUCAGAGGCAGCGGCACACCAUUGUUCCCGUCGUCUAACUAAUCCAGUAAUCGGUAAUAUAGCGAACAGCAAGAGGGAUCGUUUCCGUCUUCAGACACAAAACCAAUAACUCUCGAUUCUAUUGGUUCGCCUACACUAACCUAUCCCAUGCAUGCAGAACGGUAGGAUUCUAUCGCAAAUUCGCCUAGAAGCAGCCACGAAUCACAUAUGGAGCGUAUGCUUGGAAUAGUGCCGUUCCCUGUUUGUCCUUGUUUUAAUAAAAAAAACGGACCACGCAUUUCGCUCCUACCUUCAAAAUUAAAGGA